Molecule: messenger RNA, 7342 nt
Organism: Zootoca vivipara (common lizard)
Lineage: Eukaryota; Metazoa; Chordata; Lepidosauria; Squamata; Lacertidae
Source: RefSeq, a predicted model, not a curated record
GUGGGUGUAAAUUUACCUUGAGGUGGUGGGGGGGGUUUGCACUCCUUAUGGUGGUUGAGGAAAGAAAGGAGAUCUGAAAAUGGAUCUGGUCUAUAUGCAGUCCCAGUUUUGAGUCUUGUGCACUCUGGAGGGUAAACUCUGAGAACUUCUCUUUUGGGUGGUGCUGUAUUAGGGUGUGUAAAAAAUACAGUGAAACUCCUAUCUGGGAUUAACUGGGAAUAACGUGGCGCUUCUCAGCCACUAGUGCUUUCGUGCCUUCAAGAGUUGCCUUGUUACUCUUGCAUUUUCAUGCGUCUCCUCACUCCAAGGUAGAAAAUGACACACAUACACACUCGCCUUCUACCUGGUCACACCGAAUAUCCAUCUAACCUAGUAUUGUCUACUCUGACUGGCAGCAACUCUCCAGGCCUCAGAAAUCUCUCCAAGCUCCUGAUACCUGGUGCCUUUAACAGGGCGGGCUUACUAGGGAAUUGAACUUGGGACCUGCUGCAUAUGACUCAUGCUAACUACUACUGUACUGAAUUAUGGUUCACAAGGUACAAUUUAUUGGAAAACUUGCUCUUGCAAGCCCCACUGAAAUUAACAAUUGUGUUCUUGCAGAAACUUUAUUAAAUAUCAGUUGGGAUUGCAAAGGAGAAAGACCUACAGAGGUAUGUUGGGUUUAUUGUUGCUUUCUGACCCUGGGGGAGGGGGAAUUUAGGAGUCUACUUCUGUGCUUCAAAUGAGAGCUUGUGGUCCUUUUGGUCAUGGGGGGUGCAGCUGUUUGGAGGCCCAGGAGGAUCUAGAGGGCCAAAUAUUUGCUACCCCUAGAGAAGCUUUACACGGCUUGGAGUUUAAUGCUCGUAAAGCAGCUUCAGCAACCAGUUCAUUAGUUGAUUCAACUCUCUCACCUACUGUAAUUACAAACUACUAAGUACAAAUCAUUGCAGACUCUUUAUACCAAGUUAGGCCAUUGGUCCAUCAACCUCAGUAUUGUCUACAAUGACUGGCAACAGCUCUCUGGGAUUUCAGACUAGGGAUAUUCCUAAUUCUACCUGGGAUUGAAACUGGGACCUUCUUUGUGCAUAGCAGAAGCUGCACCACUGAGCUGUGGCCCUUCAUUUACUGACACCUCUGCUCAUUCUCUGCUUAUUUAUUAAAUGUUCUAGGUAGAUACCUGUCUAGUUUAUGUUACAGGUAGGUAGCCGUAUUGGUCUGACGUAGUCGAAACAAAAAAUAAAAUAAAAAAUUCCUUCCAGUAGCACCUUAGAGACCAACUAAGUUUGUUAUCUAAAGAAGUGUUCAUGCACACGAAAGCUCAUACCUAUGACAAACUUAAUUGGUUUCUAAGGAUGCUCCUUUAAUUUAAGGAUUUUUUUAUUUUUUGUUUUGUCUCAUUUAUGUUAAUCUAUAAAGGACCAUGUAGACAACUAUAUAAUAAUAUAAAAAACCAGCUAGAAUUCCUGCUGUAUCCGAAACAUGCACCGAGAGUGGUUGGGGUGGGGUGCACCCUUCAGUAAAAUACCAUGUAUACAUAAUCACAACGUUAUACAGUUCUUCAUGCUAAUGAACAGGAAAUAGUUUUUGUUUACAGUAUUUCCUUUGGAUACUUGUAUCUUGCUUUAUAACCCAAAUAGGCUCUCAAAGCAGUUACAAAGUAUUUUUAUAAUAAGAAUAAAAUUUGACUCAAGUUACCCUUUAGAAGUUACUCUUUAACUUGAACCAGCUUUCUGUUCCACAUAUAAGCUGAUGGUGAAAUACACUCCUUCAUCAUUUAGAUUUUGAGUGUGCCAGGGUGGUUAAAAUUAUGUCCACUAUGUGUCCUUAUUGUAGUCACAAAGAGAUAGUGCACUCACAUUUAGAAUUUGCUAAUACAGUAUGUAAGAAGCACCUCAAUCAAAAUAGUAUAGGCCAACAUUUAUUGGAGAUUCUUGAAAUCUAGUAUAUCCUGCACUGAAAUGGAGGUUGCAUUGGGUCCUUCCAGAUUGUUUUAUUUUCUUAUUCCAAAACAUUGAAUGUUGUAGCACAGCGGUUUCUCAGAUACUGUGUGUGAGACAUUUGCUGUGGGCCUGAAGAGAGCUGCUAAUGACAUGGUGCUGAGUCUUCCAGAUGAGCUCUGGAAUGGCCAACCAAGAAACAGAAGUUCAGAGAUUGAUCCUAGAUAGUGAUUCAAUGAUCGAAGGAAUAAGUGACCAGGUCCUGCUGGCAGUGGUGCUCAGCAUCACAUUCCUUGCUGCACUGGCAUACAUGCUUUUAAGAAAUGCCCACCCAGCUAUUCAUCCAGAAAACCAAGAGCUAGUGAGAGCAAUUAGACAACAAAUACAAUCAGAACAGCAGAAUGUACUUGAAGACAGACAACGUUUCUAUACUGAUAUGUCAUGCCCAGUAUGUUUACAACAGGCUACAUUUCCCAUUGAAACAAACUGUGGACAUCUUUUUUGUGGUUCCUGCAUUAUUGCAUACUGGAGGUGUGGUCCAUGGGGAGGUGCAAUUCAUUGUCCUAUCUGCAGGCAAACGGUAACUUUAUUUUUACCACUCUUCAAUGAGGAACAAGAGGAUGCUAUGCAGGUGCUUCAGGCUGUUGACGAUUACAACAGGAGAUUCUCAGGACAGCCAAGAUCGAUUAUGGAAAGGAUUAUGGAUUUGCCCACGUUAUUGCGCCAUGCAUUCAGAGAAAUGUUUUCCGUUGGCGGUCUCUUCUGGAUGUUCCGCAUCCGAAUAUUCCUCUGCCUCAUGGGAGCUUUGUUGUACCUGGCAUCCCCCCUGGAUUUUCUCCCCGAAGCCCUGUUUGGAAUUUUGGGGUUUUUAGAUGAUUUCUUUGUGGUGUUUCUGCUACUCAUCUAUAUAUCUAUAAUGUACCGAGAGGUUGUAACACAGAGACUGAACAGAUGAAGGCAAAUGUCAGUGACCAACAUUCAGGAGCACUAAGGGGGGGGGGUGCUUAACUAAAUGAGCCACUAUGAAAUAAUCAUAUUGACACAUUUUCAGCUUCUGCUAUUAAAUAGCUUCUAGCCAAACAUCUUAUGUAAGCACGAAAAUUGUCAUAAUGGUGAUAGCUAACUGGAUUUUCAGUGUUUGUUAUAUAAAAAGAGAUCUGAUUCAAUAUGUAAUAUACUGCUUACAUAUGUUUACAGUGGAUGAGUAAUUAUAUGUUAUUCAAGGUACCACCAAUUAUAAGGGAAAUUCUUUUUGAAUGUUUAACAAAAAAAAGUAUUUGGUUUAGCUGGACAUGUAUUUAAGGCACUACUCAGUGUACAGGUUUUUUUAAUUCAAUGUACAGUUUCAAAGACUGCUUAAUGUCUCACUGUGGGUGCUGAAGUGGGAGGGAAUUGUUGGUUUUUUAAAUAAACUAGUUUAGCAUCUCUGCCUAUGCAGUAAGUGCUCAAGCUUGGGCAGCAGCAUACUAUUGCACAAACAUUCUAAGUACAGUAUUGUUUUAGCUGCAAUUACAUACAUCUCUCCAUAUAACAUUUGUACCUUGCUAUGUGUCCAUGCCAUGAUUCAUGAUGGUAUGUGUUACAGAUAAUUGCUUUUUACAUUGCAGGUUCAACAUGAUGGCUUGGAUAAAAUAAAAGACAGCCCAUCUCAAGAGGGGAAUAUAUAGUAUAGUAUAAUGUAAUCUUAACUAAACCUUUGAACUUGAAUCAAAACUAGGCUCCCUGAUCAUGUGAAAUGCUAUCUGCUAGUGAUUAGCUGAAAUCUAAAACUGAAUGUUAUACUUGAAAUAACUUCUCGUAAUGGGGCCUAUCACUGCCUAGAAGAUAUACCGUACUUACAUGUGUGCUUGCUUAGAAGUAAUCCUUAUUAAACUCACUGGGACUUGCUUCCAAUUAAGCAUGCAUAGAAUCGGGGUGCGUACCUUCUAAGCUUGUAUCACAUGGUGUUUUCUGAAAUGCUAUGAAACACCUUGUUUGAGAUGCUUACCCUCCAUCAAAUUUAAAUGGUUCUUGAGGCAGGAGAGAAGUGUUGAACAGGUGCAGAAGCACUCCUGAUGCUAUUGCGUUUGAGACUGCACUUGGGCAUGCACUGAUCUGUGAGCCACUUGCCCCCUUAUAUCUUGGACAUACAAAGAACUUUGGCACUGGUGCUUUGAACAGCCCAGGAAGAGAAAAGAUAGCAUCCCUUUAUUAUAUUCCUAUGUACAAGAUUUACAAAACACACCCCAAAAUGCACAAAUUAGAUGAAGGGACUUGAGGCCACUGUGCCUGGAAUGCUCCUUAUCAUUUAAUCAAUCAUGAAGUCACAGCCUUGUUUGGCCAGUUCUUGCCUCAAACGGUCAUUGGGAAGACAGCAUUUUGGCAUCACUAGAGACAGAGCUCCUUAAGAGAGAAAGAUAUGGGAUCUUCUGGAGCAGGCUAUGGGAUCUCACCCCAGUCCUCUCCGGUAUGAAUUUUCCUUUAACAUGUUGCUUUGUUUAAGGCAGUAACUCCUUCAAUUUGAUAAAAUCCUUGCCAAAGAAAACUCAUCCCUCACUUACUAACUCUACUCUUUUUCUAUUAAAGUCCCUAAGUAAUUGAAAAUAUAUUUGAUCCCCUUCGUUACAUAUUCCAGACAAGAGCAUAUUUUGAAAUAUUUGUGUUGUCCAUGCAUCCAUUUCCUUGCAGGGUAUCUUGAGUGACAAUGUAAACAUAUGAACAUGUAUCAAAAUAUAAGUUAAGUGCAUUGAAAUACUAACUUUUGUAGAGUGGGGAGGUUUCUCUCUAGUCUCAGUUUAAGAUCCUGUGCAUGAACAAGGCAAAGGUUCUCUUAAAAUGCAAAGGCGAUUUCAUUCUCACAAAUGUUAAUUGUUUCUAUGAACUUAGUCUUAGAUCUCCAAAAUCAUGGCUGGGGGAAAUGUUUGAAUGUAUUUAAUUCUGUUUCGAGAUUUACAUUUGGUUUGUUCUCUCUCUACUUGACAUGAAUGUUAAAAACAAGGGAAGGAAAGAGAGUUUAAAAAGAGAAAACACCUCCAUCAGUUUUACUGUUUUGUAAGGCUGACUCUAGCUCCUUUCAAUACUUCUGCUUACUCUUGUCAUCACUAGUAUGUGAUAGUGAUGUGUUGCCUACCUCGGCUAUGAUGCCAGCCUGAUGCACUAUACAAAUCUUGGUUUCUUUUUGGUCAACCCAAACUCUAUGUAGAAGUCGGGGAAGAAAAUAUGAAGGCACUACUGCGCGUCAAGAAGUGUAAAGCCUAAAAUAAAGUAUAUAAGAAUAUAAGUGGGCUGUUUCAGUCUUUGAUGUUCCUCUAAAACAUCCAAAAACAGUUGCAAAAAGAGGUUGAGUCAAACCCUAGUACAUAUUGCCUUAUUUAUUUUCUGGUGGCUGAACAGUCUUCUUAUGCAACCCAUUUUUGCUUUGAACAAAAACAGAUUUCAACUGAUUACAGUAACCACAGUACGGUAUUCUUUAGUAGCCUUAAUGCCCUGUUUGCUACCUGUGCUGAUAAUUCUCUUCAUUCAAGUCUUACCUUGUAUCAUCAGUGGAAGUCCCUUUACAUAACUUUAGAAUUUCUUCCAAGUGGCUUUUGUGUGCCUUCCUUGUCUGUCACUGGUGCUGAUGUGAGAAGUGGGCUCAGUCCACAUCACACCUCGUCACCUGUCACUCUUCAGCACUCAACUUCUGGAAUCUCUGCAAUCAUUCUUCCACCUCAUAAAAAUAAUACAAAUAUUUUUGUUAUACUUAGCUAUCCCUGUUCGCAGCGCUGAUACUAUGCCCAGCCUUAGUUAUUGGAGCCUUAUGCCUCACCCACGCUCUUGCACCUGUUCCCUAUAGGGUACCUUGUUCAUUUUUUCUGCUCAGUUGUUUUAGCUUCAAAUGAUAAGGCUUUAUUUCUUAUUUUUUAAAACUGGAGAAAUCAACAUUUUAUAUUCUCAGUAUAUAAUUUUAAUAUGGAAUCAGUCAUAUGAUCUCUGUAUAAUCUCAAAUGCAUGCUGUUGCUGCCAACACAAAACUGUGGAAGAUAACAGGAAAUUUUUAUUUCCUAUUGUGCAUUCUUCUGCAUUGCUCUAGAGAUGAUUUUCUUCCAGAAGGAAAUCUGCUUCCUCAUCCUUGAUGGAUAAUGUUUGAUGUGGGGCAUGAACAAACUAAUACUAUUUUACAGGAAUCAUUGCCCUUUUUGCCUGCAUAUUUUAAUAUAUCCCUCUGAAUCGUAUCUGGGGACCCUACAUACUGUAGCAAUUUCAUUCAUUCCUAAUACCGGUAGUAAUAAAAAUCCAUUAACUUGGGGAGAACAUUUCAGCUCAAAAGCCAGAUGCAGUAUUACAAUCAGAUAAGAGAGCUUUUCUGUUUUAUUGCAAGGCACUUCUCAUUCAGAGGAAAAUAUGGAUUUUUACAGUAUUAGCUUUAAACAUUAUCUGAAAGAAUCACUAACCAGAAAUCCUAAAGUUUACGAAUGAAUCCUGUAGAAAAUAAAUGAUUGAAGUAAUAACUAUAAAGAUUUGGACAAGAGAAAAUAUUCCAAACAGAAAUCUUGUCUUGUAUCUCUUUAUCUUCCAUUUCCCUGCUAAUUAAUGGUCUGUAUUAAUAAAGACACUAGUGGCUACACAAUGCUUUCUGAUGCACACACACUCAAUUUCCCAAAACAACCUUGAGGUCACCUACUGAUUUAUUUGCUGCAAGUACUAUGUCAGUUGACUUUCAUAUGAGGAACAAUUAAUGACCAAAGUUGGUGUAAAAAGGCUGCCAGAGAUCUAUGCAGUUGUAAGCAGCAUGCUACCAUAGACGUUUUACACAAAAUGUAAGCUGGCUCAUGUAUUUACUGAAAAUAAAUCAUCUUUGAAAUAAGAUUUUUUUUUGUCCAUUUACUGUAUUUCUGCAUAUUUGUAACACUAUAAUCUUAUGCUUUAUUCCUUGAAACAUGUUUACGGACACAAAAAAAUUAUUGCAGACACUUUCCUUAAAAUAUUAAAAAUCUAAAAUGUUUGAAUGGUAGCUUGUUGACUUAGUAGGUUUUUCUGAAUUUUCUCAGGCCUAAAAAACAUUUUUGUAUUGCAGUAUGUAAAGGUGGUGGUGGUGGAGUUUAUUAGAUACCUUACCUGAUCUUGCAAUAAGGUCCCAGGACAAGUUAGAACAAUAUAAAAUUCAAUAUUAAGUUCUAUUAAAACACCACCUCACUUGGGGAAGCCCCUUUUCCAUUGAUGUCUGCCAUCCUUCACUUCCUGUGCAUUUGCCACAAUAACCCCUUCACACAUUACAAAAGAGAAUAGUUUAUUUUAGGGCACAUACUCAAAUCAAUGAUUACAUUGCCUAAACCACUUGGGUAUGACAUGGACAGAGAGUACAUUCCAGAACACACUCGGAAUUCCCUGCAUUGCUGGGGAAGAUCACUAGUACUGGGCAAGCUGUCACUUAAAGAAUUCCCAAAAGAAAAGCUGCUGGGGUUUUU